AUGACUGCGCGUAGGGCCUUCCAGUUUUGCAAGCAGUAUAAACGGACAACAGAGUUCCGAAGGUUGUGUGAGAUUAUACGAAAUCAUUUAGCUAAUCUAAAUAAAUAUAAAGACCAGAGGGACAGGCCUGACCUGUCAGCACCAGAGAGUUUGCAACUUUAUCUUGACACAAGAUUUGAGCAGCUAAAGAUGGCUACCGAACUUGGACUCUGGCAGGAAGCUUUUCGUUCUGUUGAAGAUAUUCAUGGAUUGAUGUCCAUUGUCAAGAAUACUCCCAAGGCUUCCUUGAUGGUGGUUUAUUAUGCCAAGUUAACCAAAAUAUUCUGGAUUUCAGGCAGCCAUCUUUAUCAUGGUUAUUCAUGGUUGAAGCUAUUUACAAUUCAAAAAAGCUUCAAUAAAAACCUAAGCCAGAAAGAUUUGCAGCUGAUAGCUUCAUCCGUUAUUUUGGCUGCACUGUCAGUGCUCCCUUAUGAUCAAACACAUGGUGCAUCACAUUUAGUUUGCUAA
Molecule: messenger RNA, 507 nt
Organism: Hibiscus syriacus
Lineage: Eukaryota; Viridiplantae; Streptophyta; Magnoliopsida; Malvales; Malvaceae
Product: eukaryotic translation initiation factor 3 subunit A-like
Exons: 2
Coding region: 1-507 (168 amino acids)
Biological process (GO): translation reinitiation; formation of cytoplasmic translation initiation complex
Cellular component (GO): multi-eIF complex; eukaryotic translation initiation factor 3 complex, eIF3m; eukaryotic translation initiation factor 3 complex, eIF3e
Molecular function (GO): translation initiation factor activity; mRNA binding
Source: RefSeq, a predicted model, not a curated record